Molecule: messenger RNA, 735 nt
Organism: Clupea harengus (Atlantic herring)
Lineage: Eukaryota; Metazoa; Chordata; Actinopteri; Clupeiformes; Clupeidae
Product: complement C1q-like protein 4
Exons: 3
Coding region: 109-624 (171 amino acids)
Molecular function (GO): protein binding
Source: RefSeq, a predicted model, not a curated record
GCUUUAGAGUGUCAUCUUCAUCCCCAACUGUGUGUAUAUAACAAGCUCUGUUAGAGGGAGAUUCAUACCCUUCACAUUCAUACUUCAACCUUUAGAAAGCUCUCAGUAAUGGCUGGUCUGAUACUGCUCCUCGUUGCACCAAUAGUGCUGGUCACUGCAUAUCCACUGACGGCACACGCAGACGGAGGUAUCGUGGCCUUCACUGCGGUUCUACAACCUCCAAGUGGGGACGGGUCUGAUGGCUUUCAAUCCAUGGGACCCUACAGCAGUGACACCACAAUCAUUUAUGGCAAUGUGAUCACCAAUAUUGGAGAUGCCUAUAAUUCAGCAACAGGGAUCUUCACUGCUCCAGUGAAAGGAGUCUACUUCUUUACCUUCACUACCUACAGUUGGGUGUCGAGUGCAGACAUCGGUGUCCAGCUGAUGAAGAACACUGAUGAAGUGGUGAUGGUUUGGGAGAAUCAGGACAGGGGUGAUAAUGAGGACUAUGCCUCCAACUCGGUGGUUCUGCAGCUGAAGGUUGGAGACAGGAUCUACAUGAGCCUCCCCAAAGGUUUCUACAUUGCAGCUAGCAGUUUGCACAAUCUUAACACCUUCACAGGUUAUCUGCUUGGUCAGAUGUGAGGGAGCCCUUUGAAAAUUGUGAUGAAGGGUUAACAAAUGGAAAGAUCAUAAUGUUUAAAAAAGUAGAAAUGUAACCAUAGAAUUUUAUUUAAAUAAAUGAGCAGCAUCUUC